AUGAAGAGUUUAGUCGCAAAUUCCACCUCCGUGCCAGUAGUUACGUGUCUUGUGUCGUCGGUCGGCAGCCCGGAAGCCGACGACCUGGACGCGUUCGAUUUGGGCGACGGCUUCGGGUUGAGUGGUAGUCUGUUGGACUUGUCGGAUGAGAAGAGGUGGCUGGACCCGGCGGUGUUGGAGGAUUAUACUAACAUGAGUCUCGCCGACUCGAGCGUGAGCCUCGGCUUCAGCCGCCUCGACGUGAGCACCGGCGCGAGCACGAGCGACCUGUCCGUGGCGGGGACUUUUAUCGACACCGAGGCGGAAUUAAAUGCCUACGACUCGGACGUGAUGCCGUCCCUCGGCCCUGAGGCGAGUGUACGUUCCUUGAUCGCGCGCACCGCGGACGCGCGCGUUGCCCGUGCGCACCCUGUGCGGGCACUUAUUACGGACGCACCCACCGUGCGCAGGCGAGUGCGCACAGUGCAGCGACCGCAACGGCCGAUGUCACUGGACCUGAGAGAUGUCCGUCAUCGCGAUUUCUCCGCCUUCUCCUUCGUACCCAGAGUCUCUGCCAGACGCGCCCGCCUGCCCGCUCGGGAGGGUGACCCCGUCCUGGUCCGCAUCAAGGCCCUAGAACUGCCCAAGCCCCAGAAACCUCGUCUAAUCUACAUCUUCCCUCGCGACAACACCCCUAAAGAUACUAAGACCCUGGAGAACAAGGCCACCGACGCCACGACUCCCGACAGCAGCGCUAAUGACUGCAUCGCUGCGGGGGAUCCGGCCCCGGAGAGGUUGGUCGAGACCGAUUCACCUUUGAGAGUUCGUUGCAGCGACGGUAUGAGGAGCAUAGGGACCGAGAGCCUGGUUUCCGAAUUGAGUUGUUCGUCGGACGGAGAGGACCUGCACCGCGAGUUGUUAGACUGGAUCAAGACCGUCGGGUUGGAAACCGUCCGUUCGACAUCGGCUGGAUUCGGGCCCGGGCUGGUAUGCGCAAAAGGGGCUGAGAGCGAGCCAGAGGGGGUCGACCUGGACGAGGUGUCCGUACUGGGGGACGUGUGGGAGGCCAUGCUUCAUGAUCGCAAGCUUCUGAUGCAAUUCGAGCAGGUUCAAACAGUAGCAGACUUAUUCAAAUGGUGUCAGGCUGCCGGAAAGACGCCCGGCGUGUUGCGCUCCCAGGUCCUUCUUCUCGCCAACUUCCUCGCUCGCUCUCGACCGGCACCCAUCAAGGAACUUAUCGAGAAAAACGCUUAUGCCGCGGUCUUCGCAAACCACCAACCUGGAGCAGCAUAG
This is a messenger RNA of Gregarina niphandrodes, 1272 nucleotides long. RefSeq lists its product as hypothetical. The record is from RefSeq and is a predicted model, not a curated record. The coding region runs from base 1 to 1272 and encodes 423 amino acids. Lineage: Eukaryota; Apicomplexa; Conoidasida; Eugregarinorida; Gregarinidae. The transcript has a single exon.